UAGUGUUUGCUCCUCCUCUUUUUUGCUCCAAUUAUUGCUUCAUCUUCGAUUUCUUUCCUUCUCUGCAAACGCCAAUGGAAAGAAAUUUCCAGGAGGUCGAAGGAGAAACCCUAAUUGUUGAAUUUUAAGCAAUAUCCGAUUUAUUCGAAGCCCAAACCCUAACCCUAAGUUGUCCGGUGAAGUAGUUUCUCUAUGUUCUACAAAUUCGGAUAUCGUGUUUCGCGUUAAGAAGAAUCGAUCUGUCGGAGGGAGGGAAGCAGGAGAGGAGGACGAGAUGACGAGGAGGUGUUCGCAUUGCAGUCACAAUGGGCAUAAUUCCAGGACUUGCCCCAAUAGAGGAGUCAAGAUUUUUGGGGUCCGAUUAACGGAUGGAUCGAUCCGAAAGAGUGCUAGUAUGGGGAAUCUAACGCACUACACUGGAUCAAGCAACAAUAACCAUCAGCACAACAAUACUCUUGGUUCGCCCGGUGAGACGCCGGAACACGGUGCGUCCGCCGACGGUUAUGCUUCUGAGGACUUCGUUCAGGGCUCUUCUUCUAGCUGCCGUGAACGCAAGAAAGGGGUGCCAUGGACUGAAGAGGAGCAUAGAAUGUUCCUUCUUGGUCUGCAGAAGCUUGGUAAAGGUGACUGGCGUGGAAUUGCAAGAAAUUAUGUUAUAUCGAGGACACCAACUCAGGUGGCAAGCCAUGCACAGAAAUAUUUCAUUCGGCAAAGCAAUGUUUCCAGAAGAAAGAGACGGUCUAGCCUGUUUGAUAUCGUCACUGAUGAAUCAGUUGACAUUCCACCAGUUGUAUCACAAGAACUAUUCCCCAUCAAUCAUCCACAAGCUGAAACACAGAGCAAUAACCCAUUGCCGGUUCCUCCAGCUUUGGAUGAAGAAUGUGAAUCAAUGGAUUCUGCAACAAACUCUAAUGAUGGUGAAGCUGUCCUUCCAAAGCCAGAGUCUACACAGUCUAGUUAUCCAGUUGUAUUCCCUGCUUAUUUCUCACCAUUCUUCCCCUUUUCCUUCCCCUUUUGGCCGGGCUACAAUACAGAGGCAAUGACAAAAGAGACGUAUGAAAUUGUCAAGCCAACUGCAAUACAUUCAAAAAGCCCGAUCAACGUUGAUGAGCUGGUGGGAAUGUCCAAGCUGAGUCUGGGAGAAUCCCUUGCUAACUCGGGCCCCUCAUCCCUCUCGCUUCAAUUGGUUGAAGGUUCCACCAGGCAAUCUGCAUUUCAUGCUAGCUCAGCCACAGGUCACUCCAGCAUGGACAGAAACAGCAAUCCAAUUCAUGCAGUUUGAUAAGCGUGAAACUUGAGGUUAACUCAGCGCUGAAAGAUCCUGCAGAUUCCUGUUAAUACAAGAAAAAUAAUGUGCAUUUCUAGUUUGUAUGUCGCAGUAAUAUAUAUUUUUUGCUAUGAACUUUGCUUAAUAAACCCGGUUCAUGCAAGUGACCAACUAAACCCUUGUUCUUUUGGGAAGUCUGAAGUUCGAACCAUUCAUGACCUUGUAGGAGGUGAAGACUGAGAAGUGGGCAGUUCCAAUUGUACCAGUAUUUUGUCACACAAAAGGUAGGGUUUCUAAAACAGCGCAAAAAAGUUAAGAGUUAAAUCCCAAGUUGGAGGAUAGAGAGAACUCAGUUCUGAUUUCUGAAUUCUUGUCAGCAGUUGACACUGGAGAAACUAACCUGGUUCCAAUAUGUAAUGUGGGAGACCAUGAUCAACUUCUCUAUGUUUGGUAGAACAGUUAUAGUCUCCUGCCUUUUUGAAUAUAUACUAAUUUGGAUGGUAAUUCGAAUUGCUCA
Messenger RNA from Nelumbo nucifera (sacred lotus), 1784 nucleotides. Its product is annotated as myb-like transcription factor family protein. Gene Ontology annotation, molecular function: DNA binding. Lineage: Eukaryota; Viridiplantae; Streptophyta; Magnoliopsida; Proteales; Nelumbonaceae. Gene Ontology annotation, biological process: response to gibberellin; response to ethylene. The record is from RefSeq and is a predicted model, not a curated record.